AUGUCAGAUCCCUUUGCUGAGCUGCCUUUGGAGGUGCUACAGCUCAUACUCGAGUACGCGUCCGAUGCUGGCUGGGGACAGUGUCCGCCAGAGGACGCGUGGCUUCCUUUUCUCUCCGCUUCUCCAGCAUGCUUUGCAUACAUCAUGCGAAAGAAAUCGCGUCACUUGACCGCGCGCAUGGAUCGUAUCCUCGGUCAGAUCGAGAGCCUAGAAGCUCUUCCUUGGCUUUGUGAUGUGGUCACGAGCGUGAACACCGGAGAAGAGCACUUGUCGUACAACGCGUUUGCACCGGAACUGUGGGCCCCAGGAUGCGCCUUUCUCGAUCCGGAUAUCAGGUCAAUCCCCCCCAUAGGAACGCGCGUCUUUAUGGACAGACGGCGUAUUCUACGACGGCUAUACACUUACCAUGCGGACAUCCUCACCUCAGAAAUGGUGGACCGGGUUGCUCAGCGCAAACACAGAGCAGUCGAGCAAGGACGGCCUGAGUCGCCUUGGCCGCCUUGUCCUUCCAAAAAUUCGUGUGACCUUUGUGCCAAUCAAGACAAAGAAGGUUGGCCAUUUAAGGAACCGGCAGACUUUUAUGAUUCGGAUGCCUUCACAUACGAAACUCCAGAGGCCGAUCCGGAACACACAGAGGCGACUCUUGCACGUCGCAAUGGACCUUUCGGCAAUGGUCUCAUACCAAACAUGGAAAACUACAACGACUACGAAAAGGCUUUGCUGCGUCUGCUUGAGCUGUGCAAGCCUGCACGACUAAUUUGCGACGAGAGAGCCUGGAGGCUCUCGGAGGAAGCGGUCACGCGCAUUGUCGGAUUGCAAUGCGUCAAGGAACUAAGCAUCGGAGCGCAAGUCAUUGACGCGUGGACGGUUACUUAUACGUCUUGGCCCACCGAUACUCAUCUACCAAUUCCAUCCUACUACGGCCAGCUCAUCAAACAAGUCGAAAAACUCACAAUCUCUGUGGAAUGGGAGAACGACGACAGAGGAAUGGUAGACGCAGCUGAUUUUAACUUCGAUGAAUGGGACGCGGACUCGUUACGCGUAGAGUAUGUGGCAAGGUGGUCACAUGAGAAUGAUGAGAAGACUGGUCCGGUCCCUAAACUCAUUGAUGACGCAUCGCCUAAUAGCCUCGCAGGUCGUCUACUGUACCUGCUGGAGGCAGCGACGCAGGUGAAAGAGCUGGUCAUCAUGGACAUGUGCACCGAGGCAGCACUGCACAGUGCGCGCCUAUUACCUCUUUUCGCAUGCCUGCACAGCUUGCUAUCGGAUGAGUACCAUGAUGGACAGGUUUCUCCGAACUUCGACGGUCCCUCAGCCCCAACCGCUCAUGCGCUCCAACAUUUGCGCCCAAAAUUCCUGGACCUCGUGGCCGCAAAACCUGGAGCCCCUUUCCUCACGGUUGAAGACGUUCAACAAGUUGCCAAUCUAGAGCAAAUGAAGCCAAUUGCCGAAAACUUGCGCAAAAUGGCACCUCAAAUUGUUGAGCGCUUCAAUGCAAGAGAAGGCUUCGAUACGUCCAAAGCUGGCUAG
Messenger RNA from Ceraceosorus guamensis, 1530 nucleotides. RefSeq lists its product as hypothetical. The transcript is spliced from 3 exons. NCBI's taxonomy places the organism in Eukaryota, Fungi, Basidiomycota, Exobasidiomycetes, Ceraceosorales, Ceraceosoraceae. The record is from RefSeq and is a predicted model, not a curated record. Bases 1 to 1530 code for a protein of 509 amino acids.